This is a messenger RNA of Cryptosporidium muris RN66, 1386 nucleotides long. RefSeq lists its product as uncharacterized. Lineage: Eukaryota; Apicomplexa; Conoidasida; Eucoccidiorida; Cryptosporidiidae. The transcript is spliced from 4 exons. Bases 1 to 1386 code for a protein of 461 amino acids. The record is from RefSeq and is a predicted model, not a curated record.
AUGGGAAACCUAAUAGGAGGAACUGUAGAACCUCCUAAAUCUCGCUUUGGGAUAGAUGAAACUAUGGUUCCAACAUUUGAACCUUAUAAAAAGGAAAUAGAAAUUACAAAUGAAUGUGAAAUGCGUUUCCAAUAUGUCCAUGUUAUAGAUCAUAUAAUUCCAAUAUAUCUCAAAAAAAAACAAUAUACAGAAGAAGUAGAAGAAGUUGAACUAGAAGGAGAGUUUAACUUAAGAAAAGCACUUGAGAAAGUAAAAGAAAUUGAAGUUGAGGAUACUAUUCAUCCACAGGAGUAUGAGACACCUAAAAAAGAAGAGCAUAUGGAGCAACCUCUUAUUAGAGGUGAAUAUCUUUAUAAAGCUUAUGAAAAACGAUUACAUAAAUGGCUUGGGAAUGAUACUGCUAUAGAAAAGGAAAUUAGUAUAUAUGGAAAAGUAGCAGCUGAUUCAGUUAUCAAAGUAAAAGAUGUUAACAGUUGUAGUUCAUUUAAUCCCAUUCAAACCGUUAGGUGGUUUCUUAGUUCUUCUGUAGUAUUAAGUAAAGAUGAGACAAUAGUAUUUAAUCCACUGCCUCAUCAUGAAGGUUAUGAAUGGUGUUUGACUAGAGAAUGUAUAGGACGUUAUAUACAGGUAGUGGCUUAUCGCAGUAAAACAGUUUUGAAAAAGAACCCAAGUAUUAUUCGAGCAAAAGAUUUACAUUGUAAUUAUACAAUUGAUGAGACUGCCUAUAUUCCAAAGGCAAGUGAAAAUUGGGUACCCUAUAGCAAGGUAAUUGGGCCUGUAUUGAUUCCUGAUUAUUUAGCUCAUCAAGUUCUAAAAAAUUUAAAUCAAGUAACUUUUAAAUGUAGAGUAAUGAUUAUUGGUAAUCCAAAGCUAACCCAAGAUAAUAAAGAAACACAAACUCAACAAGAUCAGGCUUCAGAUGAGAAUAUCAAUGAAGAAGAUGAAUCCGAAUUUUUAGCAAUAAAAGAGCAAGCUUUCUGGGGAGUUAUAUAUAUUGAUUUAAUUAAUGGAUAUAUCUCAAUAAACUUUAAUAGUAAUCUAAAAGUUAAUAUUAAUUCAAUGCCACCCAAUGAAAAACAACUUGAGAAAUCUCUAACUUUGGGUUUUGAUGAGUUUGUAUGUACUAUAAAUCAUAAGAGGAAUAUAAGUAUAAUAAAUAUGAUUGUUCUAGAUAUAUCCAAAGAAAAGACAGAUUAUGAAUUAAAAUUUAGAGUUGAUCCAGAUAUUGGAAGAGAUGCAUUAUAUUACACCUUUCUGAGUUUCCAAUCAGCUUAUAGGAGGCAAGAAUUUAAUUGGAAGAAUUCGUUAUAUAAGGGUGAUAUAUUAGCUGUUCAAUCUAUUAUUCAAGAUGAAAUAGAAGCUAUGACUUUAAAUGGAUAUUACUGA